Parus major (Great Tit) is the source of this 1271-nucleotide messenger RNA. Its product is annotated as transmembrane protein 11, mitochondrial-like. The record is from RefSeq and is a predicted model, not a curated record. The coding region runs from base 1 to 987 and encodes 328 amino acids. Gene Ontology annotation, biological process: inner mitochondrial membrane organization. Gene Ontology annotation, cellular component: mitochondrial inner membrane. The transcript is spliced from 3 exons. NCBI's taxonomy places the organism in Eukaryota, Metazoa, Chordata, Aves, Passeriformes, Paridae.
AUGCUGACGCUGCCGAGCGGUGCCGACCAUCGGCAGCCCAUCCCCUCAUGGCGGGGCCGCGGGGCAGGCUGGGACUCGUCGCCGCGCUCCUCCCACCGGGUGGAAGAUCCCGGGCGGCGGGGCCGAGCCGAGGCGGUGACGGGCCGGGCUCCGCCACCGGUGACGGGGCUGUGGGACUACACGCCCCAGAGCCCCCAGCGGCCGCGCGGCGGUGCGGGGUACUGCGGGACUUGUAGUCCUUUCGGGGGCCCAGCCCCACCCCGAGCAGCGCCCGCCGCCGCCCCCGCGCACUACAUCUUCCGUCGGGCAUCGCGGCGCGCCCGCGGGCCGCCGGCGGAGACAUUUGCGAGAGGCAGUGACCUCGAGGGGCUGCCCUCACUUGAGGCACUUCUGUCCUGCUCUCCCAGCCGGGUGGGUGAACGGCCUGUCCUUCAGCCCUGUAGUUUUAAUUCUUCAUUUCCCCUUACCAGGGUGACCUUGUCCUCCACGGACUGUUACAUUGUGCACGAGAUCUACAACGGGGAGAAUGCUCAGGACCAGUUUGAGUACGAGCUGGAGCAGGCGCUGGAAGCGCAGUACAAGUACAUCGUGAUCGAGCCCACGCGCAUCGGCGACGAGACGGCGCGCUGGAUCACCGUGGGGAACUGCCUGCACAAGACGGCCGUGCUGGCGGGCACCACCUGCCUCUUCACCCCUCUGGCACUGCCAGUAGAUUAUUCUCACUACAUCUCCCUGCCCGCUGGAGUGCUGAGCGUGGCUUGCUGCACCCUCUACGGGAUCUCUUGGCAGUUUGAUCCCUGUUGCAAGUACCAGGUCGAGUACGAUGCCUAUAAACUUUCGCGCCUGCCCCUGCAUACGCUCACCUCGUCCACUCCCGUGGUGCUGGUGAGGAAGGACGACCUGCACAGAAAGAGACUGCACAACACGAUAGCACUCGCUGCCCUGGUGUACUGUGUAAAGAAGAUCUAUGAACUCUACGCUGUAUGACUUCAGCAGGGAAGAGAGAAACCCACAAAGACAAGUGUAUUAAGACUCCCACAGUAACAUUUUGUUUUUCCUCUUUGAGAAGCGGUGGAGACUGGGAAGGAUUUGGUUUAAUAGAGCUGUUAUUUUUCAAAUAACACAUCACUGGUGCACCAAGGUUUUUCAGUUCUUCGUUACACUUGAGAUGUGGAUGUGUGGUGACUUGAGAUCCGUAUGUUAGGCCAGGGGAGUCCAAUCCAGCAGCAGAAUGUCGAUGAAAGAAAGCAAUAGAAAGAAGGGGUGUGAGA